This is a messenger RNA of Lycium barbarum (goji berry), 1535 nucleotides long. Its product is annotated as 1-aminocyclopropane-1-carboxylate synthase-like. Gene Ontology annotation, biological process: amino acid metabolic process; biosynthetic process. The coding region runs from base 2 to 1393 and encodes 463 amino acids. NCBI's taxonomy places the organism in Eukaryota, Viridiplantae, Streptophyta, Magnoliopsida, Solanales, Solanaceae. The record is from RefSeq and is a predicted model, not a curated record. Gene Ontology annotation, molecular function: transaminase activity; pyridoxal phosphate binding. The transcript has 4 exons.
GAUGGGUUUUAUUUCAAGCAUCAACCAUGAGCUGCUUUCUAAGGUAGCAACUAAUGAUGGGCAUGGUGAAAACUCGGCUUAUUUUGAUGGCUGGAAGGCUUAUGAAAUUGAUCCUUUUCAUCUUACCCAAAAUCCUGAUGGGGUUAUUCAGAUGGGUCUUGCAGAGAAUCAGCUUUGCUUCGAUUUAAUCCAAGAAUGGGUGGUGAACAAUCAAAAAGCCUCCAUUUGUACAGCUGGAGGAGCUGAGGAAUUCAAAGAAAUUGCAAUUUAUCAAGACUAUCAUGGUUUGCCAGAAUUCCGAAGUGCUGUUGCAAAGUUCAUGGAGAAAGUGAGAGGAAAUCGAGUAACAUUUGAGGCGGACCGCAUAGUAAUGAGCGGAGGGGCAACAGGAGCUCAUGAAUUACUGGCAUUUUGCUUGGCUGAUCCUGAAGAGGCUUUUCUCGUUCCAACACCCUAUUAUCCUGGAUUUGACAGAGACUUGAGGUGGAGAACUGGGGUGCAACUUUUUCCUGUAAUUUGUGAAAGCGCUAACGAUUUCAAGGUCACAAGAAAAGCUUUAGAAGAUGCAUACAACAAAGCUCAAGAAUCCAAUAUCACAAUAAAAGGUUUGCUUUUAAACAAUCCAUCAAAUCCACUUGGCACAAUCUUAGACAAGGAAACAUUAGAAGACACAAUAAGAUUCAUAAACGAGAAAAACAUCCACCUCGUAUGCGACGAAAUAUAUGCUGCAACAGUCUUCAACAAACCAAAUUUUAUCAGCAUUUCUGAAGUAAUAAUGGACGAAGAUGUCGAAUGUGACCGUGAUUUAAUCCAUAUCGUGUAUAGCCUAUCGAAGGAUUUAGGGUUUCCUGGAUUCAGGGUCGGGAUUAUUUACUCGUACAAUGACGUUGUAAUGAAUUGUGCCCGAAAAAUGUCGAGUUUCGGGCUCGUUUCAACUCAAACACAGUUUUUAAUAUCCAACAUGCUAUCGGACGAGACGUUCGUUGAGAAAUUCAUUGGCGAGAGUCGUGAAAGGCUAGGAAAAAGACACGGGGCAUUCACUAAGGGACUUGAACAAGUGGGAAUUAACACGUUGAAAAGUAACGCUGGCUUGUUUUGUUGGAUGGAUUUGAGAAGGUUACUUAAGGAAAAUACAUUUGAAAGUGAGAUUGAACUUUGGAGAAUAAUUAUUAAUGAAGUUAAACUAAAUGUUUCACCAGGUUGUUCUUUUCAUUGUUCGGAGCCGGGUUGGUUUAGAGUUUGUUUUGCUAAUAUGGAUGAUGAGACUAUGAGGGUUGCAUUAAAGAGGAUUAAGAAUUUUGUGCUUCAACACAAAGGGAAUAAUGAAAGAGGAGUUAAGAAAUUGCAAUGCAGGAGUAAAUUGGAGAUCAGUUUAUCAUUUAGGAUUGGAUGAUUUUAUGACCUCUCCGAAUUCUCCUAUAUCUUAACCUUUGGUCAAGGCUAGGACUUAAAAAGGAAAACAAAAAUGUUAUCAUCAUUUGUGUAAUAAGAGUAGGAAGAAUUGCUCAUGUAAUUUACAUCAAUGACUGUUGCAA